This is a messenger RNA of Penicillium maclennaniae, 2280 nucleotides long. RefSeq lists its product as uncharacterized. The transcript has 2 exons. Lineage: Eukaryota; Fungi; Ascomycota; Eurotiomycetes; Eurotiales; Aspergillaceae. The coding region runs from base 1 to 2280 and encodes 759 amino acids. The record is from RefSeq and is a predicted model, not a curated record.
AUGGAGACAAGACAGUCCGCGAGAAAGCGGAGGAAUAGCUCGCUAUCGAGAUCGAGAUGCGAGUCUCCCACCGCUCACCACACAAAACCGAGCGUGUCUGCCGAGUAUACCGUGUCCGAGAAUACUUCGAGCACCCCGAGAAAACGCGGGAAGCGAGUCCGAUUCUCCGACCCCGGGCCUCGCCUGCAUGAUGCUGGUGCUUGUUCAACCGGCUUGACCCCGGCGAUGAAACGCACUUCUGUUGGGGAGCGUAGUAACCGAUUCUUAACCCCGAGGGAUCGCUCCCCGAGCCGAACGGCCCGACGAAGAUCGGCGCCAACACCAUGCUGCCAGCAGACUUUCGAUCCGGUCGAGCCAUUUGACGAGACCUGUUCCGAGAGAGUGAUGCAAUUUACCCCUCUGCGUCAAAUCUUGGACUCACGCACCAAGAGGAGGAUUCGCCGGAUCGGUUUGAGUGAUGAAAUCACUCAUCUCGAGCGUGAGAAGCGCCAAAUAUCCACCUUUGAGAGGACCUUAGCGGCACUGCGUGAAGAGCGAGAUUCAUUAAAAAACGAGUUGAUCGCUAUCAAGCAAAGCAGCGAGAUUCCAGAGGACCUGCCUUCUUCUGAAUCUUUCUGGAUGUCUCCCUAUGUCCGUUUCCAGGAACUCGAGCAUGAAUCGUCUCGUCUGCGCGACGAAAUUUCUGUGGCCUCUCACCGGAGCCACGACGAAUCUGCCAAUGAAGGAGAAACAUUCAUCCUCAAUGAUAGUGCUAUUGUUGUUUCCAACUCUCCCGAUCUCCGCGGGAUUCGUGAUUGCCACUCGCCUGUGUUGGAUAGUCUUAUGCUUGAUCAGUCGACUUCCGACGUGUCAACACAAACACAAACGCCCGAUAUUACUGAAGACUCGGAAAUUCAUAGCCUCACAAUCGAUCUGGAGGCAGCUAAAAGUGAAAAGAAGCGACUGUUCAACGCAUGUCGCUCACACAUAAGUGCAUUUGAAACCACGGGCAUGGGUGACAUCUUCCGUCAAUCGUCGCCACCCGCGGAUUUCUUCGAUGAUAUGAUCAGUAUCCUGACUGCCGCACUUUCUCGGGCAUCUGACGCCACUCAAGCUCUUAAUGGAAUCAAUCAGGAGUGUUCUACCUUGGGCUUCUCAGGCACGAGCGCCGACGAUGUAAUCUCCGACAUGAAGUCCAACUUCCGGUCAGCACGCCUUGAGCUCGAGCUCCAGCGGAUUAAAUCAUUAGCAAAGGACUUACGUGCGGAACGCAAACAUCACUACGGCUCCCUUGGCCGAGAAAAGGCUCUUCGCGGUCAAUUUGACAACCUAUUACAUCGGUACGAGGCAGCCGCCAAUAAAAUCGGCAACUUGGAAGACUCGAUUGCAUCUUCAGCAGGCGAUAUGCUCCAUACUAGAAUGCGCAUGCAAGAACUCGAGAACGAACACCAGGAGAAAAAUAUCGGCAUUGAAAGAUUGAACGCGGCGCUGGACAAAUACCAUGAAGAUGUGAGGAGCCUUGAAGAGCUGGUGGGCAGGUUAGAAGAUGAGAAUCUAGUUGCCAGGGAUAGACAUGCGCAGCAGAUCUCUGACCUUGAGAAGCAAGUCGCCUGUGAGCGAAAGCAACGAAUCGUGAUUGAGACAUCAGCAUCCGAAUAUGAAUUCCGGAUCCGCCAACUGGAAGAAACCGUCGAGCAAAACAGGGUUCGAGCUUGUGACCUCAUGGCCGCGGCCGAAUCUCUUGAAAAAGAACACGAAGAAGCUCUCGAGGCCCUCCAGCAAAACGCAAGCAAGCAAUUACAACAGUACGAAGAAGACAACGGCACUUUGAAUGUUCGUAUCUCGGAACUCACUACCUCACUCGAGGAAACACGGUCUGAAGCCCGGCGUCUCCGACACAUGAAUCGAGGUCUCGAGGAGCAGCUCCGAAUUGAGAUAGAUGCCCGUGAUGAUCUGCUAGAGAAGUGGGCCUCCGAGCAAGCUCGUGCCUUUGCCUUCAUGAAAGAGAGUGUUGGCUCGGAGCGAAGAAGAGCCAGGGUCCGUUCAGCCAACUGGGAGCUCAAAUCGGACGAUCUCAUGUCUGACGGGACAACCGUCAUCGGCAGUGAGCCUAUUACACCGGUCAGCAUGACCAGGUUUGUUGAUGUCGAGAUGGGUCGUGGUAAGAAUCGUCGUCGCAUUGACAGUGGGAUUGGCAUUCUUACCGAGAACGAUCUUCUGGAGGAUGGGAAUAUUUCGGACCUGCGCAAGGGAUUGGACUCUGAUAUUGAUCUGCCUACAUCUGAUUUGAUUGAUAUUUAG